Molecule: messenger RNA, 3174 nt
Organism: Medioppia subpectinata
Lineage: Eukaryota; Metazoa; Arthropoda; Arachnida; Sarcoptiformes; Oppiidae
Source: the annotation of a GenBank genome assembly
AUGGAGUGUUGUAUUAGUAGUGACGACAAAACUAAUCUCAAGAACUAUCCAAAUCUAUACGAAGCGUCGAAAAUGACUAAAACAGCGUCUAAUCAGUCGGACAUCACUAUACAGACAGUGAAGAAGUUGACGACUCGAGCGCAACAGGAUAUGGUCAACGCCGACCCCAACACUUCGCCGGGCGUUAUAGAGAUUCUGUCGCAUCCGUACAAUGCGGUCGAUAAGAUCACAGACAAUGUAUAUGUGACAGGCGUUGGAGGUAUGAUCCGCGAGAAUAUAGUGGGCCUCAAGAUCUCAUGCAUUAUUAACGCCACGUAUGAAGUGCCCAAUUAUGACGUUAAAGGGCUCGAAUGCAUUAGAGUUCCCAUCGACGAUACGGUCGAUGACGACAUUUCUCUCUAUUUGGAAGAAGUGGCGGACAAACUGAAUGAAGUGGUGUCUGAGAAUCGGGGAGUUAUAGUCCAUUGUGUGGCCGGAAUCAGUCGCUCCUCUUCUCUGGUUUUGGCUUAUUUAGUGAAAUAUCAGAAAAUGACGCUAAAGGAGGCGUUCAUUCAUUGUAAAACGUGUCGAGAGUUGUCUCAACCAAACAUCGGUUUCUUCAAAUCACUCAUAGAGUUUGAGAAACAAAUGUUCGGAAAAACUUCCGUUCAAAUUAUGAUUAAAGAAAUCAAUGGCCAAAACCAAGAGAUACCAGACAUCUAUGAGGAACUCUUCCCGGAAAUGAAAUGCCAAUUUGGACAACAAUUGCCGACAUAUGUCAUAAUUGAGGCCCGAUUUAAUGAUACUGUGCUGACCAGCGAUGCCAUACUCAUCACCACAUCUGAUCCCGAGCUCAAGACUGAGCUCUGUUUUCAAGUGGACAGAAGACAAUUGCAUUUGUUUCGCAUCCAAAGGAAACCAAUCAAAUUGCAAGCGUUUGUCGUUAAUUCAGAUUCAAUGGACAGACAAUUGAUUGGUUAUGCGGUGAUAGACCUGAGGAAUGCAAAGAACUACUCAUUUCAGCCCAAAUACGAGUGGAAGACAUUACUUAAUCCCAAAUAUAAGGGAUCCAGUAGUCGAAGACCUCAGAUCUCAAUCGCCCUUUUGAUCAAUAGAUUAGAUGACAAUCAACUCGAAGACAAUAUAAACCAAGAAAUUGACAGACAAUUGAUUGGUGACAAUGAAUCCAUUGAAAGCAUUUCGUCCAAAAAGAGUAGUUCUUCUGCAUCUGGUUUUGAACAUAAUUUGGGAUUUGAUUCCGAGUUUAACAAUGAAUCGGAUGUUGAAAAUGACAUUAAGAUUAGAUUCAAAGACGGCUUUCAUCACAUUUGGGAUGAAAAACACUUUUCCGAAAGCGAUUGUAAUUUGAAUUACAAUUUCUCGGUUACCAUCGCUUUCGGCGAGAAUUUGUCCAAAUUGUUGGUUAACUCACAGCAAACACAAACACUAAAACCAUUUCACUUUCGGUAUUCAUUUCUGGGAACAACUGUCAAAACGAAACCAUUUCAUGACAUCAACUCUUGUGACUCUGAGAUCGAAAGAAUGGCAUUCAAUAUAUUGACGACCGAUAGAAACACAUUAAGUGUUUAUUUCCAAUUACACCAAACCAUUGAAAUCCAGUUUUGCGAUCAUUUCGAUAUGUUGUUGGGUUUUGUGGCCAUUAGUUUAUCUCAGUUCACAAUUCAAACCAAAUCUUCGUUUAAACCAAUUGAAGGCUCUUUUAUGUUACUUCCCGAUAAUGAGACGAUAGACAUCUCGGAUCCGUUCCCUAUUGUCGGCGUUUCUAUUGAACUCAAAACCGAAGAGAAAUCAUCUGUUUUACCAAAACCUGUUGCCAUUGAAACGGAAACUAAACCAUUGAAGAGUGGUUUGACUAAACGAGAAAAGGAUGGAAACAACACUAAAAACAAAUCGGAAGAAAAAGAGCCCAAAGAAUUGGAUUUAAACCAUUACUGCUUUGCUAUUGAUCUCAGAAAUAUUCGAGUCAUUGAUUCAGAUAUCCCUCAAAUCGAUUCGUGUUAUCUUCAGUUUUUGUACGCAUUCUUUGGAUUCACUGAUAGUAUUAAGACAUUUCCGUCGAUUAAACUCUCCGCUGAGGAGGAAGUGGUUAUACCUCACGGCUUCUGUGCCUUCAAUUUUGCCACAACUCAACCAAAACUGGAUAAAACUUUUAAAGAAAUUCCUUUGAUUAUAGAAAUGAUUGAAGAGACGACUAUUCACACGAUUACAGGAGUGGCGAAAGUGGAUUUGUCCACUAUUUUAGGUGUUAAACCAAACAAAGCCGACGCUAAACAAGUGGUGAAUAUGACUGUUCCGGUGAUUACCGAACAGAACAAACCUUUGGCUCAAAUUCAGAUAAUUAUGUUUUUGCAAAAUUACGGGAAAACAAAAAUACCUCUUUUGCCGAAUUUACCAGAAGUUAGUCAUAUGAAAGGCGCCGACUCUCUCGACGCCGACUCGAGUCAAACUCUCCAUUAUUUAAACGAUUUAAUGACUGAAACAGCGCUUGAAAUUGAAUUAUGGAAAGAAAAACAAUUGAUUUUGUUUAGGGAACGACUCAAACAAAAUGAAACCGAAUUUCUUAAACAAUUGGAGCAAAAACAGAGUCUAAAGGAAGAAGAAGUUAAGAAGAAAUUACAAGAUUUAACACAACUCGAGACCAAACUAUUAAAUUCUUUGGAAGAGUUGACUACAAGAGAAAAUGAUAUCCUUAUGAAAGAAAAUGGAAUUGAAUUAAAACAGAAAGAAAUCAAUUUGAGAUAUGAGAGACUCAACGAAGAGAUUGCAGAAGUGAUGAGUGAUUUGAAAAACAAUUACGAACAGAGAAUCACUUCCGAGAAAAAUAAGUCCAAAGAAGUGGAAUCAGAAAAAUAUAAGAUUCAGGAAAAGGUUUAUUCUCUCGAAAGAAAAGUCAAAGAAAAAGAGAAUAUUAUUAAAGAAUUGGAGGAAAAGCUUAAACAAAGUAUUGCCAGAAUUGAUCCCAACAAACAAAAGACCACUUCUGUUAAGACAACACGUAAUAUAAAUACAACAACACCUAAGGCUGUGGUCGUCACUAGAGAACCAUCUUUUAGUUCUCGUCCCAUUAGCGCCAAAACUACGAAAAGCCCGAUAUUCUCGCGAACAUCGACUCCAUUGAAGCCUAACUUAAAGCCUGUAUUAAGCAAUGAGGCGAAGAAUAACACGAAUAAAGUU